Messenger RNA from Pseudopipra pipra, 2103 nucleotides. It is a transcript of the gene SDC3, whose product is annotated as syndecan 3. The record is from RefSeq and is a predicted model, not a curated record. Bases 116 to 1408 code for a protein of 430 amino acids. Lineage: Eukaryota; Metazoa; Chordata; Aves; Passeriformes; Pipridae. Gene Ontology annotation, cellular component: membrane; cell surface. The transcript has 5 exons. Gene Ontology annotation, biological process: cell migration.
CACUGCCCGCACCCACCGCCCGCCUCCCGCGGGCGGCGGCAACAAAGGCCCUUCCCCGCCCCCGCCGCCGCCUCCCGCCGCCUCCCGCCGCCGCCACCGUCCUUGCGGCAGGAAGAUGCCCGGGGAGGUGCCGCCGCCGGCGCCCCGGGGGCUGCGGAGCCUCCCGGUGCCGCUCCUGCUCCUGCUGCUGCUGCUCAGCGCCCGCACCGCGCUGGCUCAGCGCUGGCGCAAUGAGAACUACGAGAGGCCCGUGGACCUGGAGGGCUCUGGGGACGACGAUCCCUUUGGGGAUGAUGAGCUGGACGACGUCUACUCCGGCUCGGGCUCGGGCUACUUUGAGCAGGAGCUGGGGCUGGAGACAGCCAUGAGCCUCCCCACGGACACGGCAGUGCCGCCGCCCACCACGGCGGCCGCGCUGCCCGUCACCGCCGUGCAGCCCGUGGCCACCCCCUUGGAGCCAUCCCCCGCCCAGGACACCACCCCCGGGCAGACCACGAGCGUCCUCUCCAUCUCCAGGACCACAGACACGCCGGUGAUCCCCAGCUGGAAAGCCACCACCACCACCAGCACCACUCCCAGUGCCCCCCCGACCACCACGGCGACCACCACGACCACCACGGUGGCCACCACGACCACCCCCCAGGCCACCACCACCACCAGCACCACCGUGGCCACGGCCAAGCCCACCACCACCACCACCACCACCACCACCACCACCACCAGGAGGUUCCUGCCCCCCUUUGCCACCAAGGCAGCCACCACCCGGGCCACCACCCUGGAGACUCCCACCACGGCCGUCCCCGAGACCAGCACGCCCACGGAGGUGGCCACGUCACGCCUUGUCCCCACCAGCACAGCCAAGCCCAGGUCCCUGCCCAAACCCACCAGCUCCAGGACUGCAGAGCUCACAGAAAAGAGCACGGCCUUGCCACCCGCUCCUGCCACGCCGCUGCCCACAGAAGCCCCCCAGAUGGAGCCGGGGGAGGUGACGACAGCCCUGGACAACGAGCUGGAGGUCCCGGUGAGCAGCGGCCCCAGCGGGGACUUUGAGAUCCGGGAGGAGGAGGAGACGACCCGUCCCGAGCUCGGGAACGAGGUGAUGGCCGUGGUGACCCCCCCGGCGGGCCCCGGGCCCGGCAGGAACGCGGACACGGGGCUGCUGGACAACACGAUAGACUCGGGCAACUCCGCGGCACAGCUGCCCCAGAAAAACAUCCUGGAGAGGAAAGAGGUGUUGAUAGCCGUGAUCGUGGGCGGCGUGGUGGGAGCUCUCUUCGCUGCCUUCCUGGUCAUGCUGCUCAUCUACCGGAUGAAGAAGAAGGACGAGGGCAGUUACACCCUGGAGGAGCCCAAACAAGCCAACGUGACCUACCAGAAGCCCGACAAGCAGGAGGAGUUCUACGCGUAGAAGGAGAGCCGGCGUGCCUCGCCCUCCCUCCCUCCCCGCUCCAAACUCGCCCUCCUCCUCUACUUCAUCCGGUCUCUUCUCUUUCCCCCUCUCUUUCCCUCUCUUUUUUUUUAAUUUGGAUCAGACUGUGAGUUUGAAAAAGCAAAAACCCGCAACAGCUGAAGGAGCAGACACAUCUUUGGUGUGAUGAGACGUCGGAUGCCCGGAGCGUCGCCCAGCUCGGAGCGAGCCCCGCCGGCCUUCCCGCUGCUGGGAUGGACAGGGCAAGGAGCCAGUGCCAAGGUGGCCGUGCCCAGGAGCGCCCUGGAGAGCACAGGGUGGGGUGCUCAGGCUGCCCACAGCGACUGGAGGUCAAGUGGACUUUUCCCAGCACAAUGGACUCUGGGAUCCGGACACCUUCUCCCAGUCCUGGGGCGCAGGGGGCUUGGUUUGGAUUUAUCUUCCUUGGUUUUUUUCCAUUCGUAGAGGAGGGAGGUUUCUUUCCCUCUGUCUUCCUUUUAUUUUUUUUUUGUUUGCUUUUUGAACGGGGUUGGUUGCUUUGCAGGAAUUCCCUUGCUCCCUGCUCCUCUUGGAAGAGAGGGCACAACUCCCAGAUAUGCUUGGAACCUUGGAAAAAAGCACAAGGGGCCGGAAUACCUGGCUGCCCCGGGGUUUGCUCUUGGCAAAAUAAGAAAUAAAUACAAACGUGGCCAGUA